This is a messenger RNA of Ricinus communis (castor bean), 2821 nucleotides long. RefSeq names its product protein TPX2. Gene Ontology annotation, molecular function: protein kinase activator activity; microtubule binding. Gene Ontology annotation, cellular component: nuclear microtubule; mitotic spindle. Lineage: Eukaryota; Viridiplantae; Streptophyta; Magnoliopsida; Malpighiales; Euphorbiaceae. Bases 245 to 2608 code for a protein of 787 amino acids. The transcript has 19 exons. The record is from RefSeq and is a predicted model, not a curated record. Gene Ontology annotation, biological process: regulation of mitotic spindle organization; mitotic spindle assembly; activation of protein kinase activity.
ACCGUUAUAGAUCCUCUGUUCUUCUUCUAAGAUUAAACUCCACUACCACCACCACCACCACCACCCUCAUUUUCAACUAAAAAAGAAAAAAAGAUAUUAUUUCUUCAAGGAUCUCCUCGCCCAAAAGUCACCAGAAAACCAAACCAUUCCCUCUUUUCCAAGUUCUUCAAUCCUUCUCUCUCGCCUUCUCUCUCUCUCUCUCUCUGUUCUUUGAUAAGAAGAAACUAAAUUUAAUCAUUUUCUAAUGGCGGAUGAAUCCAACGGCAGAGACAUGACGACGAUGAUGAUAGAUGAGAUUUACGAGUUUUCUGCCCCAAGAUUUUACGAUUUUACAAAGGGAGAAUCAGAUGAAGAGACGCUUAAAGCCGAACUUUGGUUCGAUCAAGCUCUUAGCUAUGCUCCUUCACCUUUCAUGCCCAGAAUUAAGACUGGUAGAUCAUUUAAGGUUGAGAGCUUAUGUGAUUUUAGUGAAGCAGAACAAAAGCAGGAGGUAACCGAAUCAUCAUCGGAUUCACCAUCUCCUAGUUCUUCCUCGGAGAUUAAGCCUCAAGUAGAGAUCAUGAAUUCCACUGAAACUAAGGAGAAAGAAACAACUCUUCAAGAGGCAAACAAAGAAAACAAUGCAAACCUCGUCAAUGUUUCUUGCCAAGAGGAUAAGAUGGAGACUAUUCGCGCUGAAGAAACUGAAAGGAGCUCUAGUUCUAUUAAAACGGAAAUUGCUGGUAGUAGAGGGAAAAGUAAAACUGAAACUUGCUGCACCCCUGAGCCACCAGUAGCUUCUCAGAAGGAAGGCCUAUUGACCAAUUCCAAGAAGCACCAAUCUGGUAGACACAUAGCUACUUUGGUUAGGAAUCCAUCGGCACUGAAGCCCAAGAAUCAAUCACAGUCAUCGCAAGUUAAAGGCUUCAAACCCGAAAGUGUUAAAAGAGAGACAAAGAUUAAAAACACACCUGGGGCUUCCAUUUUAGCCCAAGAGAAUCAGGCCAUUAAACGGCAGAAGCUGGAAGGGGGAAGAUCCAGAGAGAUUCUUAAUGUUAAACCGCCACAACCAUUACACCACAAGUCCAAACUAGGUCUUGUCAGUGGCAGUUCUAACUCAUCCGUUGCUAACAAGAUGAAGAAAGAAGAGAGAAAGGUUUAUGUUAGGGAACAACCAGCACCAUUUGUUUCAAUGGCAGAGAUGAUGAAAAAGUUCCAAUCAAGUACCAGGGACUUGUCACUGCCACACAUUAAAAAAAGUUCUUUCUCACAUGAUGGUGAUGCUUCUGUCAUCCGGAGGAAAACUCAACUCACAUUGACUACGCCAAAGGAGCCUGAAUUUGAAACAGCUCAGCGGGUUCGCUCAGUCAGAAUAAAGAGUUCUGCUGAGCUUGAAGAAGAGAUGAUGGCAAAAAUCCCAAAGUUCAAAGCCAGACCAUUGAACAAGAAGAUCUUGGAAGCUCCAACUUUAUCUGCAGUACCAAGAAGUACCCCUCAACUGCCUGAAUUUAAGGAAUUCCAUUUGGAGACUGCAGCAAGGGCCACUCAGAAUGCAGAUUCAGCUUCAGUGGCCUCAACAGAAGUGUCUCAUAAGAGUCAGUGGAAGCCUAAUUGUCUAACUGAACCUAAAGCUCCUGUUCUUCAUACUACUUUGAGGGCUCGCCCACCAAAGGUGAAAUCUUCUUCAGAGCUUGAGAAAGAGGAACUUGAAAAUAUUCCUAAAUUCAAGGCAAGACCUCUGAAUAAGAAGAUAUUUGAAAGUAAAGGAGAACUGGGGCUUUUUUGCAAUGUAAAGAAACAUGUCACUAUACCUCAAGAAUUUCACUUUGCCACGAAUGAGAGGAUUCCACCACCAGCUGCUGUUGCUGAUUUGUUUGAUAAGCUUUCAUUGACCUCAGAACCUCGCCAUGAUAAUCCACUUCCAAGAAAUACAGUGCCAAAUCCAUUCCAUCUUCACACAGAGGAAAGAGGAGCUGGAAAAGAGAGGAAAUUCGUGAUGGAGCUUGUGCAGAAGCAGAUAGAGGAGGAAAAAGCCAGAGUGCCGAAGGCUAAUCCAUAUCCUUAUACCACUGACUAUCCUGUGAUUCCUCCAAAACCAGAGCCCAAACCAUGCACACAGCCAGAACCUUUCCAGUUGGAAAGCCUAGUGAGACAUGAGGAAGAAAUGCAGAGGGAGAUGGAAGAAAGACACAGGAUUGAAAAAGAAGAGGAGGAAAGGAGGAUAUUCAAAGCACAUCCAAUUCUCAAAGAGGACCCAGUUCCACUACCAGAGAAAGUGCGUAAACCCCUCACACAAGUUCAACAGAUUAAUCUCCAUGUAGAUCACAGAGCUGUCGAUAGAGCCGAGUUUGAUCAUAAAGUUAAAGAGAAAGAGCUCUUAUACAAGAGAUACAGAGAGGAGAGUGAAGCUGCAAAGAUGAUAGAGGAAGAGAAGGCACUAAAGCAAAUGAGAAGGACAAUGGUUCCCCAUGCAAGGCCGGUGCCUAACUUUGACCAUCCAUUCUGCCCCAAGAAAUCUACCAAGGGAGCCACAAAGGCAAAAUCACCCAACUUGCGGGUGCUUAGAAGAAAAGAGAGGCAAAGGAUGUUGGUAAAUGCAGUCUCCAGCCCUGCUUCAUUUAUGAGGUGAUAUUAUGCAUCAUUGAUGGCGGCUGUUCAAGACUCUUGAACCACUUCUUCAGUUAUCUGUAUUCUUUUUGUAGUUUGUACUGCUAUGCCUCUUGUACACAAUCAGCUAUUGCUGUGAUAUUGUAUUGUUUCACCAUGGAAAACAAUUCAACCCAGUAAUUGAUACAAAAAUUCAUUCAUAUAUCACACUUAUUUAUCUAUUUUACAAUCUAUA